AUGUCCUCCCGACCCCAGAGGAAACUCCUGCUCAUCAACGGCCCCAACCUCAACCUGCUGGGCACGCGCGAACCGCACAUCUACGGCUCGACGACGCUCAGCGACGUGGUGAGCACGACCGUGUCGCGGGGCCGGGAGCUGGGCAUCGACGUGGUGCCCUUCCAGUCGAACCACGAGGGCAUGAUUGUCGACUUUAUCCAGUCGCAUUUCACGCCGCCGCCUGCACCGUCCACCCCGACAACUGCCGGUCCGAGUAGUGACGACCACAAAGGCGAGACGUCCCACCCUCCGCCGUCUGCAACCGCGAAACGAACACGCGUCGGCGUCAUCCUCAACCCGGCGGCGUUCACACACACCAGCGUGGCGAUCCGCGACGCGCUGCUCGCCACCGCCCUGCCGUUUCUCGAGGUGCACAUUUCCAACGUCCACGCCCGCGAGCCCUGGCGCAGCCACUCGUACUUCUCCGACAAGGCCGUCGGCGUGAUCAUGGGGCUGGGCGUGUAUGGGUACCGCGCCGCCCUGGAGUUUUGGGCGCAGCGGUGGGACGCGGAGGAUGAGAAGGACGGGUAG
Messenger RNA from Fonsecaea erecta, 570 nucleotides. RefSeq lists its product as hypothetical. The record is from RefSeq and is a predicted model, not a curated record. The transcript has a single exon. Gene Ontology annotation, biological process: quinate catabolic process. Gene Ontology annotation, molecular function: 3-dehydroquinate dehydratase activity. Bases 1 to 570 code for a protein of 189 amino acids. NCBI's taxonomy places the organism in Eukaryota, Fungi, Ascomycota, Eurotiomycetes, Chaetothyriales, Herpotrichiellaceae.